Sapajus apella (tufted capuchin) is the source of this 887-nucleotide messenger RNA. It is a transcript of the gene SPATA12, whose product is annotated as spermatogenesis associated 12. Lineage: Eukaryota; Metazoa; Chordata; Mammalia; Primates; Cebidae. The record is from RefSeq and is a predicted model, not a curated record.
GACUGUGGGGUCUGGCUCUGUUAGAGCAUCCAGGAUGAUGGUGGGGUGUGUGGCUGAAGAUGAAUCAGAACAGUGCACUCAGCAGCCAGGUUGCAAGAGCGUUGCAUGUCCCUCAGGGAUCGACUCCAGCCAAGUGCCCCUGCCUCCUUUUCUGGAGCAUUCGGGUUUUGACUUGGGCCCCAUGUCCAGUUCUGCCUUGACUUGCAGGUCCACCUGAAAAUCAGGAGACAUCUGGGAAAUGAAAGCACUAGGCUCUUCCAGACUUGUUCCAUGGCUACCCAGAGGCCUUGGGUCACCCACCCAGCAUCCCAACAAACCCCACUGUGUACCAGCAUUAUGCCAGGGUCCAGGUAUUCUGCCAGGAGCAGCCUCUGCCCUCCUAGAACUGACAUUUCAUGGGGAUGUGAACCAAAGCGAGACCUGUCAGAGAUAUUUACAAACAGCCAUCUCUCUUGACAUUGCUGCAUCCCAAAUAAAUCUGGGAAGACCUUCUUCACCUCUAGCUCUCCUGAUACAGCAAGGCAGUUGUGAGCAAGUUAUUCAUAACUCCACACCUCAAUUUCCUGAUAUGGAAGUUGGGGAUAAUGAGAGGACCUGUGCCACAGGAUGGCUGUGGAAGCUGUACGAGGAUAUAGGUGCUGAGCCCGGCAGCACAGGGUGCAGCCAUUCAAACCAACUGACAUUUAUUGAGGGCUUUGUCAGGUCCCUCUCUACAGUAUACUCCAACACAGCUGUAAUCAAUGAGAAUCCUAUGAAAGUCUGGCAGCUGUUUGUCUGGGCCUUUGCGUGUGCUAUGUUCUCCCUUCCACCCUGGGGGUGACUCGUAGCCAUUCCUUUCUGCAUCUUCUUAGACAUCACUUUUUCCAAGAAGCCUCCCUGUUGCACCA